GCAUGAUACUAGUAUUGGAAGUGGAGUUUAAUGUCUGAUUGGGAAACACUAAAAUUUUGUGUAAAGCUCUAUUCCAUGUUGCUCGUUAAGAAGAAGCAUUGAAGUGGAGUAAUGAGUGGAGUGUUUGAUAUCUUCAGACAUUAGUUUCCUUACAGGUCCAUAGGUUUGUCUAUUAUUAUAAUCUUACAUGUCGAUCAUGAAUUCAUUUUAUAUUUCUUUCAUGAUUUAAUUGUGGGUUAAGACUUUGUGAAUUAAGUCAGCAAGUUCAUUGAACUAAGAAAUAUGUCGCACAUUCACUGCGCAUGAUCUUCGGUUGCUUCUUGAUUAGCACACUGAGCACUGUGUAAUCCAACUUAAGAUGAGCGGUUUCCCAGGUGACCUUUCUGAAAGGCAGAAGGCUAAACUAGAAAAGUUAAAGGAAAAUGUUUCGGACAUCUCUGGACCAGAGCAUGAUGAUGCAGUAUUUCUCCGUUUCUUGCGUGCUAGGAAAUUUGACAUUGGUAGAGCAGAGUUGAUGUUCAGAAACGAUGUCAAAUGGAGAAAGGAGAACAACGUCAGCACUAUUCUAGAAACAUACCAGGUCCCAGAGGCUUUGAAAAAGUAUUGGUGUGGUGGUGUAUCUGGCUUGGAUAAAGAAGGCCAUGCUGUUUAUAUAUCACCCAUGGGCAACUUUGAUCCAAAAGGUGUAUUGUAUUCAGCCAAGACCAGUGAUAUCCUCAAGACCUAUGCACACUCACUCGAGGAAAUGAUUGACUGUCACAAGAAAUUAUCCGAACAGAGAGGGCAAAAGCAUACUGAAGGAUCUUUAAUGAUCUUUGACAUGGAGAAUCUUGGUGUACAUCAUCUAUGGAAACCUGGUAUAGAUAUCUUUAUCAAGAUGGCUGAAUUAGCUGAACAGCAUUAUCCCGAGCUUAUCCACCGCUUGUUUGUCAUCCGUGCUCCGAUGGUGUUUCCAGUGGCCUACACCAUCUUUAAACCAUUCUUACAGGAAGAUACACGGAGAAAACUACACGUAUUAGGAAGUAAUUGGAAGGAGGUAUUAUUGAAGCACAUCGACGCUGAUCAGCUACCAGUUUACUGGGGUGGAACUAAGACGGACCCUGAUGGAAAUGAGAUGUGUACUUCAUUGAUCAAAAUUGGAGGUACAAUCCCCACCUCCUUCUACCAGAAAGACCGUGAGCCGCCCCACACCUGGGCUACCCAUCAAGUAUCCAGGGCAGGGGUAGUUACCUUCGAGUAUCAGGUUAACAAACCUAACAGUGUCUUAAGGUAUGAGUUUCAGACAGACUGCAAUGACAUCAAGUUUGGCUUUGAUCGAGCAGAUGCGAAUGGUAAAAAGACUGCCAUUUUGAAACUGGAGAAAUACAACAGUCACAUGGUGCCAGAAAACGGUGAAGUCUUGAUAACCGAGCCAGGAAAAUAUAUCGUCACAUUUGACAAUCGUCACAGCUGGAUCCAGUCCAAGAAGCUUUCCUAUUGGUUGGAGCUCCUGGAACCUAGUGACGUCACGGAUAUCGAAUCGGAACAGUGAUAUCGUUAAAAGAUUCAUUUUAUUUGCUUCUAAAAUGAAUGAAACCCAUUAUAAGCUACUGAAAUUUCAAAUUGUCAUUAUUGGUCAAGGGCAUUAUUUAAACCCUUUUUACCAUUUUGCUACUAAAUAACUUUUAUGAAACAUCGCCAAGUUGCAAGGAUAUGAAUAUUCUGUAAGAUCUAAA
Messenger RNA from Lytechinus variegatus (green sea urchin), 1715 nucleotides. RefSeq names its product SEC14-like protein 2. The record is from RefSeq and is a predicted model, not a curated record. Gene Ontology annotation, cellular component: cytoplasm. Lineage: Eukaryota; Metazoa; Echinodermata; Echinoidea; Temnopleuroida; Toxopneustidae. The transcript has 12 exons. Bases 359 to 1531 code for a protein of 390 amino acids.